AAAUACAAUAAAAUGGCAAAUGUUGGAAAAGUUUUGGCUACAAUCAAAGCAGUGAUCACUCGUUUAGUUUUCGCCUGCCACGGGAUAAUAGCAAUAUGGCAAGUGACUGUUUUUAAAAAAGACAUAGAAUACUGGUAUUUGGCCACUCCGAUAUUGUUGCUGAUAUUUGAAGGAAUUUUCACGCUUACUAUAAAAGAGAAUCAGGAGUGGAAAUGGUUCUGCCCAUCAGUAUUUAUCUACCUAGGCCUCGUGGUGCCAGCAAUAUGGCUGCUAGAACUACACAAGGUGGACAUGCGGCGCGAGGACCAGCAGAACAGCGUCACCACACCCUCGUCUUACGUCGAGACCAACUUCCCGAACCCUUUGAACACCAAGAUCGAUACAGACAUGUGGGUGACCCUGAUCGAGCAGUUCCUUAUGCUAACCCUGAUCGUCGGCCGCUGGCUCCUGCCCAAAGGUGACCUGACGAGAGACCAGCUCAGCCAGCUGCUUUUGGUGUAUAUUGGCACGGCGGCGGACAUAAUCGAAUUUUUCGAUUCCUUCAAAGACCAGAAGGUGGCGUCAGAGAAAGUCCUGGUCCUCUUGACCCUGGCCAUCUGGUCGUGGUCCCUGAUGCAGUUCACCGUCGUUCUGACAGCCACCAAGAGCAGGAAGUCCCGGGGGACAGCCAAUAGGUCUGAAAUAAACAGCCGCGCGUGUUGCUGCUCCAUCGAAGUGUGCGCCAUCAUCAUGAACAUAGCGCUGCAGGACGCCCCCUUCCUGGCGUUCAGGCUGCUCAUCAUCUGUCACUACAAGAUCAUCAACUAUAUGAACAUCUUCUUCACUUGCAAGAACACUUUGGUACGUACUUUUGAUCUUAAAUGA
Molecule: messenger RNA, 864 nt
Organism: Ostrinia nubilalis (European corn borer)
Lineage: Eukaryota; Metazoa; Arthropoda; Insecta; Lepidoptera; Crambidae
Product: transmembrane protein 26
Exons: 5
Coding region: 13-864 (283 amino acids)
Source: RefSeq, a predicted model, not a curated record